Acipenser ruthenus (sterlet) is the source of this 3366-nucleotide messenger RNA. RefSeq names its product CARD- and ANK-containing Inflammasome Adaptor Protein (gene caiap). The coding region runs from base 362 to 2632 and encodes 756 amino acids. The transcript has a single exon. Gene Ontology annotation, molecular function: protein binding; palmitoyltransferase activity. Gene Ontology annotation, cellular component: Golgi membrane. Lineage: Eukaryota; Metazoa; Chordata; Actinopteri; Acipenseriformes; Acipenseridae. Gene Ontology annotation, biological process: regulation of apoptotic process; protein palmitoylation. The record is from RefSeq and is a predicted model, not a curated record.
ACAAACAUAACUUUUAACAUCUCUGUUAAUAUGUAAGUAACAGCAACAAUUUGUGUGCUAGACUAUUGGCACGCUUUUACACUGAAUCAAAACUAGAUGCAAUUUGUUUUUUUUUCAUUGAUAAAAGUUUUGAACCACCUGUGCUCACCAUAGUAUUUACCUGGUUGCUAUGGGGACAUUAGAUUAGAAUAAAGCUUUAUUUAAGAAGGAGAGGCAAGACUACCAAGGAAGUUUUGGAUGUGUUGCAGUAAUUCUGUCGUCUAAAAGAAAAAAGCAGCAGUUCCUGUUGCAGUUUUUAGGUUUCUGAUCAAAACCAGACUGGAAUACAGUGAAAUCAAAGCAAGUGGCUCAGGGAGUUAUAAUGCAUUCUGCUAGUCUGUUCACCAAUCCAUAUGCUGUUGAAGUUCUCCAGACUAAGAAAAAGGAUCUGGUGAAUGGUAUAAAUAACACCGAACAUCUGCUGGACCAUCUCAUUGGCCAAGGCAUCUUGCCACCGGAAAAGAAACUCCUGCUUUCGAACUACAGGACCCGUGAGGAAAAGAACUCCAGGAUUCUGGAGAUUCUGGUCUCCAAAGGUGAGAGAGCUUGUAGACUUUUCUUUUACCCCUGCCUGAAACUUGUUGAGCCGGCCUUGUACAACGGCAUUCGGGUGUAUGUGAGUGGCGUGAAUGAGAACAUUAGAGAUGCCAAUAGGCAGCUGGUUGGGUACCUAUUGGAAAAGGAAACAAAUGGGCCUCCUGAAGCUGUCCAGGAGACCCCCAAAAAGACCAUCAUGGCAGCGGCCCCACUUAAGAAAGAAAAGCCCAUCAAGAAGCCGGACAUGACAGAGAAAUCAGUUCGAGUUGCAGGACACCCCAAAGUGAUCCCUCAAAAGCCUGGGGGACUGUUUGAAGCUGCUGCAGCCGGAGAUGUUUCUUACUUGGAGAAAAUAUUGAAAGACGGCAACGUUAACGCAGUCAAUUCCUCACAUGAGACUCUCUUGCACAUAGCAGCCUCUCAUGGCCAAGUCCAAGUUAUUGAGUAUUUGCUCAGCAAAGGUGCCAAGCUGGACGUGAGUGACAAGAAUGGGAGCUCACCAUUGCACCGGGCGGCUGAAAGAGGUCAUGCCCAGGCUGUGAAGGUGCUCUUAGAGGCAGGAGCUAACAUCUAUGCCACAGACAAAAAAUCCAAGACACCAUUUCACUUGGCUGCCCAAAACAACCACCUCAGUAUAGUCACGAUGCUGGUGGAGGAAGAGACUAGGAACUAUAAAAACCAGAAGAAUUUCCUGCACCUGGUGGCCCUCAAGGAUGAGAGCAGCCUGGCCCAGAUUCUUCUAAAGAAGGGCGCCCCAGUGGAUGCCAAAGAUGAGAAAAAGAAAACCGCCCUGUUUCACGCCGUUUCUCUGGGUUUUGAGAAGACCGUGAAGGUCCUGCUUGAAGCUGGUGCCCAGAUUGACUCUUCUGUUAUCGACGCAGCAUUUAAUAGCAACAACCAGUUGGUAUUUGGGUUGAUCCUGCAGCAUGCUGAGGACCUGUCCCCUGACACCAGGGUGUCUGCACUUUUUAAGGCUGUGCAGAGAGAUCUGCAUGGAAUCAUCGCAGCCUUAAUAGACAAGGGCACGGACGUGAAUGCACGCAAUGACAUGCAAUACACCCCCUUGCUGUUGGCUGCGGAAAUGGGCAAACUGGAAGCUGUCAAAGUGCUUGUUUCAAGACAGGCACGACUGGAUGACAAGCUACCCAAUCUCAACACAGCACUGCACCUGGCUGUUCAAAGUGGGAGUCUCCCCAGUACAAAGCUCCUGCUAGAGAAAGGGAUGGAUGCUAAUACUGCAGGCCCAGGCAACCAAUCUCCUUUGCACGUUGCUGCCUUCCACAAUAAACCAGCAUUAGUUGAGCUGCUGAUUAAAGCUGGAGCCAACGUGAAUGCAGUGACUAAGGAGUCUCUCACCCCCUUGCACGUUGCUUGUCAGCGGGGUCAUGCUGAUGUCACCCAGCGCUUGAUCCAGUGCAAAGCGGACAUCAAUGCUAAAGACAAGCACUCCAAGACACCUUUGCAUUUCGCGGCAGCUCAAGGCAACGGUGAGAUGGUGAAACAGCUUCUCAAAAGUCACGCUGAUCCCAAUUCUGCAGACAAGGAGAAAAAGACACCCUUGCAUGUGGCUGCCACGGAGGGGCAUUUAGAAGCUGUGUCUGCAAUGCUGGCUGCCAAGGCAAGGUAUGGAGCUAAAGACAUGGAUGGCUGUACGGCCUUGCACUACGCAGCUGCCAAAGGGCAUGCCAGCGUGGCGACGGGUCUUUUGGCUGCUGGAAAAAAUAAGAACGUAGAUGACAAAAACGUGUGGCGGAGGACCCCUCUGCACCUCGCAGCGGAACACGGGCAGGACGCGCUCAUAGAGCUGCUGCUGGGCAGCGGAGCGGCUGUCAAUCCCCUCGACAACAACAAGGACACCCCUCUGCACUGCGCCUGCAAGUCCGCUCACUACAGCUCUGUGCAGAAACUGGUGAGCUGGGCCCAAGGAGAGAAACCCAACCUGCAGGCUGCAAACAAUGUGAAAAAGACCCCACUGCAAGUGGCACAGUCGGGGGACACCGACAAUCACCAGCACAUAGCCACCUUUCUGAAAAAGAAAAUGUUAUUAAUGAAAUAGUUAAGCUCCAAACACUACAACUAGAAUUUCAGCCAGAUGCCAAAAUUAGCAGCAGUUUGGAGUGUAUGCUGGGUUGGUGGAUGUUGUCAGGUGCUUAAGGUAUUUGAAAUAGUGGUCAAAGCAGAUUAAUUAUAGCAGUAGUUACAAUGUUGAUAGAAAAUGUCCCUUAUAUUUCAUGAAGCAUUUGGAUAGACUUCAGGAAUGUUACAAUAGAACUUGAAUUCACUGGCUUCCACCAAAAUGACUGGGUAUUUGAGGCUGGUUGGUUAAGGCUCAUUCAAAAGUGUGCUAUUGUAUUUACUGGCGAGAGAUUGUUAUAUUGUUAUAUUGUUAUAUUUUCUUAGCAUUCCUGUUCAGUCAUGUACAGUACUAAUACAUAUUUGUGUACGUGAUCUCUCUCAGAUUGUAUUGAUAGUUAUCUGGUAAAUAGCAAAGUUACACACGACUGGUUGUCUCUGUCUCACACAAAGUUUUAUAUCAUAUUUUAAAUUCAGAAUAUAUGUUUUAAUUGAUGUUGUUUGUAAAAUAUGUCAAAGCAACUUCAAUGCAGCGCAGCUGCUGCAGUCUCUAUAAUAAUAAUAAUAAUAAUAAUAAUAAUAAUAAUAAUAAUAAUAAUAAUAAUAAUAAUAAAAGUAAGAAGGUAUUAGAAAUUAUAUCACACACAUGAGUCGAGUGAGUGGGAAUGCAAUGAAGUGUCUCCUAUUUGAUAUACAGUGUUUCUCAUAUAGGACAAA